AUGGCGCCGCCAGCUAACGAAUCAACAUCUACUACCCAUUAUAAUGACUGGCCAAAUACACAGGGCUUUGAUGUCCGCUACCAAGAGCUUGAGCCGACAGAGUUACCCAUCCAAGGCACAAUUCCGCCCUACUGCGUCGGCGUCCUCUUUCGCAACGGACUCGGCCCUCGCGAUAUCCAGACGGAGAAUCAAACUAUCUAUCGUGUGAGCCACUGGUUUGACUGUUUUGCCCAGGUCCAUCGCUUCCAAAUUCAUGCUCCUACGCCGGAACAGCCCCGGGUCCGCGUCACACACAACUCCCGACUGACCUGCGACGGCCUCGUCCGAAGGAUACAGCGAACAGGAUACCGUGGCGAGAUCACUCUUGGAGCCAAGUAUGAUCCAUGCAUGUCGCUCUUCCAGAAGGCGCAGUCGGUUUUUAAGACCAUUCCACGAGGCCUUCUCGACGAGGUUGAUAUCAGCGUCACUUUGAACGUUAACUUUCCCGGGUUAUCGGUGACGGGCAGCAAGCAGGAGGGGAUGCCCGGGCCAGGCAUACAGACACUCUGUAACCGCACCGAUAAUUCUACUUUCCAGAUGCUUGACCCUCAGACUCUGGAGCCAAUUGGUAUUGCGGACCAAACAGUCUUGCAUCCCUCACUCCGGGGGCCCCUUAGUGCGGCCCAUUGCAAGACGGACCUGAUCACCGGUGAUGUCUACAACUAUAACCUCGACAUAGGCCUAACAAGCACCUAUCGUGUCUUCCACGUUUCUCACUCAACAGGAAAAACCAGCAUUCUUGCAACGUUCAAGCAUGCUGCUACAUACGUGCAUUCGCUUUUCCUGACAGAGAACUACGUCGUGCUCUGUCUUUGGAACGCCCGCUUUCGUGCUGGGGGCAUGUCCCUGCUAUGGACGCACAACUUUGUAGAUGCAUUGGCCGACUAUGACCCUACACAGCGCAGCACUUGGUUCGUGGUUGAUCGUACCCCUGGAGGGCGGGGAUUGAUCGCGCGCUACGAGUCCGAUCCCUUCUUCAGUUUCCACACUAUUAAUGCGUAUGAAGAGCCUUCAUCGAGCGAUCCCUCUAAGACAGAUAUCAUCGCCGAUGUUUGUGCAUACGGCAGCCUAGACGUACUGAAACGCUUUUACAUCGAUAACUUACUGUCCGACUCAGCCACAGCCCACCAUUAUGGCGAGUCAAGGAACCACAAGGCUCGCGGGGCUUUCCGGCGCUUUAGACUGCCUGCCGUUCCCGAAGUAUCGAAUCACAAAACCCUCACAGCGGAGAUCGUCUUCUCGAUGGAAAAGGGACUAGGAUCGGAACUGCCUCAAAUCAGCCCUCGAGUACGUGGCUGCAAGUACCGCUACGUAUACGGCGUGACUGACUCGGGAAAAAGUGUUUUCCUGGACGGUCUGGUCAAACAUGAUGUCGUUACACAGACAUCGCUUUACUGGAGUCAGCAUGGGCAGACCGCAAGUGAGCCGAUUUUUGUAGCGGAUCCAGAUUCCGAGGACGAGGAUGGUGGUGUACUCUUGUCCGUCGUGCUGAAUGGCAUUGAAGGAAAUAGUUAUCUGUUAGUUCUCGAGGCAAAGACAAUGACAGAGGUCGGCAGGGCUAUAGUUAAUGGUGUGGUUGGCUUCGGAUUCCAUGGUGCACAUGUUAGGGACAACUAGCUUUUUUUUUUUUCCUUGUCUUCCAUCUCCCUGCUAUGUUGAAUCUUUUUU
Molecule: messenger RNA, 1707 nt
Organism: Aspergillus caelatus
Lineage: Eukaryota; Fungi; Ascomycota; Eurotiomycetes; Eurotiales; Aspergillaceae
Product: carotenoid oxygenase family protein
Exons: 2
Coding region: 1-1656 (551 amino acids)
Biological process (GO): carotene catabolic process
Molecular function (GO): carotenoid dioxygenase activity
Source: RefSeq, a predicted model, not a curated record